GGCUCCCGGCUGCUCCCGGCCGAGAGGCAGCGCGGAGGAGGAGGAGGAGCAUCCCCGGGGGAGCCCCUGCACCCAGCCCCCGUCCCCCUCCUCCGCCCAGAGGCGUGCUGCCCCCUCCCGUGCCGCCGGCCUCCUCCAGAUGUGCCGCGCAGGGAUGCGCUAGCGGCGCCGCAGCUGGCCGGGGCGCCCGAGGGCAGCAUCCCGGCCCCAUGCCGGCGGGGGGCAGCCCCGGGCUCCUGCCGCCGCGCCGCCGGCAGCCCAGGACGCCCCGCGGGUGCUGAAGCUGCGCCCCGGGCAUGGCCCUGUUCCUCUGAGCGCCCCCGGCCCGGGCUCGUGCUGCUGCGCCCCGGCUCGGCCCCGGGGCUGCGGCCGGAGCAUGGACGGGGAGGCGGCGAGAGCAGCGGAGGAGCCGGAGCCGGAGCCGGGCAGAUCCAAGACCUUCAUCCGCCUGAACGACCUGUCCGGGCAUGGGGGGCGCCCGGCGCCGGGGGACAAGGACGCGGGCAGCGGUGGCUCGGAGGCGGACGCGCUGCCCUACCCGGCUCUGGCGCCCGUCGUCUUCUUCUACCUGAGCCAGCACAGCCGGCCCCGGAGCUGGUGCCUCCGCAUGGUAUGUAACCCCUGGUUCGAAAGGCUCAGCAUGCUGGUGAUUCUCCUGAACUGUGUGACGCUGGGCAUGUUCCACCCCUGUGAAGAUACUGCCUGUGGCUCCCCACGCUGCAGGAUUCUCCAGAGCUUCGAUGACUUCAUCUUUGCCUUCUUUGCUGUGGAAAUGAUAGUCAAGAUGAUUGCACUAGGGAUCUUCGGGAAGAAGUGCUACUUGGGAGACACGUGGAACCGCCUGGAUUUUUUCAUUGUCAUAGCCGGCAUGCUGGAAUACUCCCUGGACUUGCAGAACGUUAGUUUCUCAGCUGUUCGGACAGUCCGAGUGCUGCGGCCACUGAGAGCCAUUAACAGAGUCCCCAGUAUGCGCAUCCUGGUGACCCUUCUCUUGGACACACUGCCCAUGCUGGGGAAUGUCCUCCUCCUCUGUUUCUUUGUCUUCUUUAUCUUUGGUAUCGUGGGAGUCCAGCUAUGGGCAGGGUUGCUCAGGAACCGCUGUUUCCUCCCGGAGAACUUCAGCAUCCCUUAUACAGUAGAGUUGGAAAGAUACUACCAGACAGAGAACGAGGACGAGAACCCCUUCAUCUGCUCCCAGCCGCGGGAGAAUGGCAUGCGCUACUGCCGCAACAUCCCAACGCGGAGAGAAGAAGGUCUAGAGUGCACCCUAGACUAUUACUCCUAUAAUGAUACCACUAAUACCUCCUGUGUCAACUGGAACCAGUAUUAUACCAACUGUUCAGCUGGGGAGCACAACCCCUUCAAAGGAGCAAUCAACUUUGAUAACAUUGGCUACGCAUGGAUUGCAAUAUUUCAGGUCAUCACGCUGGAGGGCUGGGUGGACAUCAUGUACUUCGUCAUGGAUGCACACUCCUUCUACAAUUUCAUCUACUUCAUCCUCCUGAUCAUUGUGGGGUCCUUCUUCAUGAUCAACCUCUGCUUAGUGGUCAUAGCAACCCAGUUCUCAGAAACCAAGCAGCGGGAGAGUCAGCUGAUGAAGGAGCAGCGGGUCCGUUACUUGUCCAAUGCCAGCACGCUGGCCAGUUUUUCCGAGCCAGGGAGCUGCUAUGAUGAACUUCUCAAAUAUUUGGUUUAUGUUACCCGGAAGGCCAGCAAACAGCUGGUUGAAGCUUAUAGAGCAGCAGGGUUGAAAAUGGGGCUCCUCUCCAGCCCUGGGAAUAAGAACGGGGCUGAUAGGCAGCCCUGCAAACAUCGUCAAAGGAAAAGAUCAUCUGUGCACCAUCUAAUUCACCAUCACCAUCACCACCACCAUCACUAUCACAUGGGCAAUGGGAACCUGCAGGCACCACGUGCCAGCCCUGAGAUCAGUGAUGUGGAAACCAGUUCCCUCCCCAAUAGUACCAACAGGCUAAUGCUUCCUCCCUCGACGCCUAAUCUCCAUGGUGCUUCCAGCAACACAGAAUCAGUCCACAGCAUCUACCAUGCCGAUUGCCACUUUGAGCCAAUCCGUUGCAGGUCAUCCCUCCCUCAGCCUGGCCUCAGCUUACCGAGCCCAGAGGGGGUCCCCAAGAGUAUGGUUGGCUGGAAAGUCUACCCCACCGUACACCCCAGUACCUCCCAUGAGAUGCUGAAGGAGAAAAGCUUAGGAGAACUGGCAGCUAACCCUGGGGCUGGCACGCUAACAAACCUCAACAUACCUCCUGGGCCAUACAGCACCAUGCACAAGCUCCUGGAGAACCAGAGCACCGGUGCCUGUCAGAGUUCUUGCAAGAUUACGAGCCAGUGUGGGAAACUGGACAGUGGUUCCUGCAACCCAGACAGCUGCCCCUACUGCAUCAAGACUCUGGCUAAUGACCCGGAGCUCGUGGACAACGAGGCGGCGGACUCGGACAGCGAGGGAGUGUAUGAAUUCACCCAGGACGCCCACUACAGUGACCGGCGGGACCCUCAGCGAGGGGAAAUCAGGGGCAAGAAAAUGAGCCGGUUCUUGGUGUUCUGGAACAUAGUGUGCGAAACGUUCAGGAAGAUUGUGGACAGCAAGUACUUUGGGCGCGGGAUCAUGAUCGCCAUCCUGAUCAACACCCUCAGCAUGGGGAUUGAGUACCACGAGCAGCCUGAGGAGCUCACCAAUGCCCUGGAGAUCAGCAAUAUAGUCUUCACAAGUCUCUUUGCUCUGGAGAUGCUCCUGAAGGUCCUUGUGUACGGUCCUUUUGGCUACAUCAAAAAUCCAUACAACAUCUUUGAUGGGAUCAUUGUAGUGAUCAGUGUCUGGGAGAUCGUGGGCCAGCAAGGCGGGGGCCUGUCGGUUCUACGGACCUUCCGUCUCAUGCGAGUCCUAAAACUGGUCCGGUUCAUGCCUGCCCUCCAGCGCCAGCUCGUGGUCCUCAUGAAGACCAUGGACAAUGUGGCCACCUUCUGCAUGUUACUGAUGCUCUUCAUCUUCAUCUUUAGUAUUCUAGGGAUGCAUCUCUUCGGCUGUAAGUUUGCUUCUGAGAGAGACGGGGACACCCUUCCUGAUAGGAAAAACUUUGACUCCUUGCUCUGGGCCAUCGUCACUGUUUUCCAGAUCCUGACGCAGGAAGACUGGAACAAGGUUCUCUACAACGGCAUGGCUUCCACCUCUUCCUGGGCUGCUCUCUACUUCAUCGCCCUCAUGACAUUUGGGAAUUAUGUUCUCUUUAACCUCCUGGUGGCCAUCCUGGUGGAGGGUUUCCAGACUGAGGAAAUCACCAAGCGAGAAGAAGCGAGUGGGCAGUUAAGCUGUAUUCAGCUGCCUGUCGACUCGUCGGUGGGAGAUGCGUCUAAGUCUGAUUCUGAGGGGGAUGUUUUCCCCCCAAGCCUGGAAGAAGAGGGUGGACUUAAGAAACACUUGUCAAACCCAGCCUUGAUGGCCUUGAGUGACCACCCCGACCUGAAGAAAAGUCUGACUCCACCCCUCAUCAUACACACAGCUGCCACCCCAAUGCCAAUGCCAAAGAGUGCCAUGUUUGGAGAUGCAGCUCAAGGCUAUGAGUCUCGCCGGGCCAGCAGCGUCUCCAUGGAUCCCAGUGCCCACGAAUUCAAAUCUCCAUCCAGCAUACGGAGCUCUCCUCACAGCCCUUGGAGUGCAGCCAGCAGCUGGAAUAGUCGCCGGUCAAGUUGGAACAGCAUUGGGCGAGCUCCCAGCCUAAAGCGCCGGGGCCAGAGUGGGGAACGCAAGUCGCUGCUAUCUGGAGAUGGGAAGGAGAGUUCAGAGGAUGGGGAAAGCUCUGACGAGGAGCAGUCCAGCCGGGCUGGGAGCAUCAAUGGCUCUUUACCUCACCGCAUGGAAUCACUGGAAGCAAAAGGCUCAUUUGACCUCCAGGACACCUUGCAGGUGCCUUCCCUUUACCGAACCAGCAGCAUGUACAGCAGCCGAACCUCUGCAUCAGAGCAUCAAGACUGCAAUGGGAAAACUUCUGCAGGGGCCCUGUUACAUCAGUUCCAUUUGGAUGAUCCCAGACAAGACUGUGAUGACUGUGAUGACGAAGGCAACAUGAGCAAACGAGACCGUGCGAAGGCUUGGAUACAGGCCCGUCUGCCCACCUGGUGCAAAGAGAGAGAUUCUUGGUCUAUCUACAUCUUCGCUCCUCACUCUAAAUUCCGUCUGAUGUGCAAUAAAAUCAUCACUCACAAGAUGUUUGAUCAUGUCGUCUUGGUUAUCAUUUUCCUGAACUGCAUCACCAUUGCUAUGGAACGGCCAAAAAUUGAGCCCCACAGUGCUGAACGCAUUUUCCUAACACUCUCCAACUACAUCUUCACAGUAAUCUUCCUGGCUGAGAUGACAGUUAAGGUGGUGGCACUAGGUUUGUGCUUUGGGGAGAAGGCUUACUUGAAAAGCAGCUGGAAUGUGCUCGACGGGGUGCUCGUUCUCAUCUCGGUCAUUGACAUCUUGGUUUCAAUGGUAUCAGACAGCGGCACUAAAAUCCUCGGGAUGCUGAGGGUCUUGAGACUCCUGCGAACACUCAGGCCAUUAAGGGUCAUUAGUCGUGCGCAAGGACUGAAGCUCGUGGUGGAAACUCUGAUGUCGUCCCUUAAACCCAUUGGGAACAUUGUGGUCAUCUGCUGUGCCUUCUUCAUCAUCUUUGGGAUCUUAGGAGUCCAGCUUUUCAAAGGGAAGUUUUUUGUCUGCCAGGGGGAGGAUACCAGAAACAUUACAAACAAAUCGGACUGCGCAGAAGCCAGCUACAAAUGGGUCCGGCACAAGUAUAAUUUUGAUAAUCUCGGCCAGGCCCUGAUGUCUCUGUUUGUUCUGGCCUCCAAAGACGGGUGGGUGGACAUCAUGUAUGAUGGCCUAGAUGCUGUUGGAGUUGACCAACAGCCGGUCAUGAACUAUAACCCUUGGAUGCUUCUCUACUUCAUCUCCUUCCUGCUGAUUGUGGCUUUCUUCGUCCUCAAUAUGUUCGUGGGCGUCGUGGUGGAGAACUUUCACAAGUGUCGGCAGCAUCAGGAGGAGGAAGAAGCCAAGAGACGCGAGGAAAAGAGGCUUCGCCGGCUGGAGAAAAAGAGAAGGAAUCUAAUGCUGGAUGAUGUAAUAAUGGAGAGCUCAGCCAGUGCAGUGCAAGAAGCGCAGUGUAAACCCUACUAUUCCGAUUACUCUCGCUUCCGGCUCCUGAUCCACCAGAUGUGCACGAGCCAUUACCUGGACUUGUUCAUCACGGGUGUGAUUGGCCUCAACGUGAUCACCAUGGCUAUGGAGCACUACCAGCAGCCCAAGGUUCUUGAUGAAGCACUGAAGAUUUGCAAUUACAUCUUCACUGUCAUCUUUGUCUUGGAGUCGGUGUUCAAGCUGAUUGCCUUUGGGUUUCGCCGGUUCUUUCAAGACAGAUGGAACCAAUUAGACCUGGCAAUAGUGUUGCUGUCUAUCAUGGGUAUAACUUUGGAAGAGAUCGAGGUGAAUGCAUCGUUGCCCAUUAACCCCACUAUUAUCCGGAUCAUGAGGGUCCUAAGGAUUGCUCGAGUGUUGAAGUUGCUGAAGAUGGCUGUAGGGAUGAGAGCCCUGCUGGACACAGUCAUGCAAGCCCUGCCUCAGGUUGGCAACCUGGGUCUUCUCUUCAUGCUGCUGUUCUUCAUAUUUGCAGCUCUUGGAGUGGAGCUAUUUGGAGAUCUUGAAUGCAAUGAUACUCACCCCUGUGAGGGGCUUGGGCGGCAUGCAACAUUUAGAAACUUUGGGAUGGCCUUUUUGACUCUCUUCCGAGUGUCAACUGGAGACAACUGGAAUGGGAUAAUGAAGGACACGCUGCGAGACUGUGACCAGGAGUCUACCUGCUACAACACAGUCAUCUCACCCAUCUACUUCGUCUCCUUUGUGCUAACGGCCCAGUUUGUCCUGGUGAAUGUGGUGAUUGCAGUGCUCAUGAAGCACUUGGAGGAGAGCAACAAGGAAGCUAAGGAAGAAGCGGAGCUAGAAGCAGAGCUGGAGAUGGAGAUGAAGACGAUAGCUCCAGGCCAACACCCUUCCUCGGACCUCUUUGCGUGGACAGGCGGUAAUGGUGGAGAUAGGCCUGAGAGCCCCAAAGGAAGUACCAAUCCCAUGCAAAUCAAGGUGGAUUCUCAGCUCUCAUUAUUUUAUCCUAUGGAAAGGCACUUGUUUGAUACCCUAUCACUGCUGAUCCAGGAAUCUCUGGAAGGAGAGUUGAAGCUGAUGGACAACCUGUCAGGCUCUGUGUGCCAUCAUUAUGCCCUUCCAGCUCCUGAAUAUUACAACUCUGAGAAACAGACCAAUUUCCACUCCAAAAAUGACACUCUGACUCUGUCCCCCAGCAAGGACCUCCUGAGUGUGAGAAAGCCUUCCGUUGGCCGCACACAUUCAUUGCCAAAUGACAGCUAUAUGUUUCAACCUCCAUACUCUGGCCCCUGUGCUGGCACCCCGGGAGAGAGGAAGCCAUCCUAUCUCAAAUCUCAGUCAGGCUCAAAGACAUCUGUGCAGUCCCAGCCUGCAGACACCAGUUCUCUCCUGCAAAUCCCAAAAGUACAUUUUCACCGCAUACGACCUCAUGACAAUCUAGAUGGGGAAGGUAGACCCAAGACUCCCCGGCCUGCGCAUUCUCCUUCUGCAGAAAGAUUGCUUCGCAGACAGGAUUCAAACAUUACAGUACAAACUGAUAAUCCAGACCUAACACCAUGUUUUCAGAAUACCAUCCUUGCUUGGAUCCCCAGUAUUUACCUCUGGACGGCCAUCCCUUUUUAUAUCCUUUAUCUGAAACACUACAAGAGAGGAUACAUCGUACUCUCUGUGUUGAGCAGGCUCAAGACGUUUUUAGGCGUUCUGCUUUGGUGCGUCUGCUGGGCAGACUUGUUCUACUCUUUUCAUGAACUCCUGCAAAGCAGAACUCCACGCCCCGUCUAUUUUGUAACUCCCCUAAUUCUUGGCAUCACAAUGUUAGUAGCUGCGAUCCUCAUUCAGUACGAACGACUGCGUGGAGUACAGUCCUCUGGCAUACUCAUUGUGUUCUGGUUUCUAUCUAUCCUCUGUGCUCUGGGCCCUUUCCGAUCGAAAAUCAUGUCUGCAACGACACAGGGCCAGGUGAAAGACAGAUUUAGGUUUGUCACAUUUUACGUCUACUUCGUAUUGAUAAUCAUUGAGUUGAUCCUUUCAUGCUUUAAAGAAAGGCCUCCAUUUUUCUCCCCCGUUAAUACAGACCCGAAUCCAUGUCCAGAGUUGAAUUCAGGCUUUCUUUCAAGGUUAACAUUUUGGUGGUUUACAAGCAUGGCAAUUCUUGGUUACAAAAGGCCACUUAAAGAAAAAGACCUAUGGUCACUGAAUGAAGAUGACACCUCGAAAGUGGUCGUUGGACAGCUGCAAAAGGAGUGGGAUAAACAAAAAGCAGACUGCAACCAGAAAGAGGCCGUGGCAUAUGUGAAGAAAUCUAACCAUGUGCUGAACCAUGUUGGUGAUGGCCCCAAUGAAACAGAACCUUGGAUUGACAAUAAGAAACAGCAUAAACAGCCCUCCUUCCUCAAAGCAUUGCUACGGACCUUCGGGCCAUACUUCUUAGUUGGCUCUUUCUACAAGCUGAUCCAAGAUCUACUUGCUUUUGUCAACCCUCAGUUGUUAAGUGUGUUAAUUGCCUUCAUUAAGAAUAAAGAUGCUCCGUCCUGGUGGGGAUUUUUCAUUGCGACUCUGAUGUUCAUCUGUGCCAUGUUGCAGACACUAAUCCUUCACCAGCAUUUCCAGUACUGUUUUGUUACUGGGAUGAGGCUGAGAACAAGCAUCACUGGGAUGAUCUAUAGAAAGUCCUUAGUCAUCACCAACUCAGCAAAGCGCACCUCCACUGUGGGAGAAAUUGUCAACCUGAUGUCAGUGGAUGCCCAGCGGUUCAUGGAUCUGACGACUUUCCUGAACUUGUUGUGGUCUGCGCCACUUCAGAUCAUUCUAGCUUUUUACUUCCUCUGGCAGACCUUGGGGCCUUCAGUAUUGGCAGGAGUUGCAGUGAUGAUCUUGCUAAUCCCAUUCAAUGCUGCAAUUGCUAUAAAAACUAGAGCAUUCCAGGUGGAACAGAUGCAGCAUAAAGAUUCCCGCAUUAAGCUGAUGAAUGAGAUCCUGAGUGGCAUAAAGGUGCUGAAGCUGUAUGCUUGGGAACUAUCCUUUCAGGAGAAAGUGCUGGAGAUACGAAAGAAUGAGCUGAGUAUUCUGAAGAAAGCAGCCUAUCUAAAUGCUUUGUCCACUUUUGCGUGGGUCUCUGCACCAUUUCUGGUUGCACUGACCACGUUUGCAGUCUAUGUCUCUGUGGAUGAAAACAACGUCCUGGAUGCACAGAAAGCUUUUGUCUCCCUCUCCUUGUUCAAUAUCUUAAGGUUUCCACUCAACAUGCUUCCACAAGUCAUUAGCAACAUUGCACAGACAAGCGUGUCCCUAAAGAGAAUUCAGCACUUCCUGUGUCACGAUGAACUUGAUCCAAAUUGUGUGGAAACAAAAAAGAUAACUCCAGGCUAUGCCAUCACUGUAACAAAUGGGACUUUCAGCUGGGCAAAGGAGCUCGAGCCAGCUCUGAAAAAUGUUAAUUUGCUGGUCCCCAGUGGCUCUUUGAUUGCUGUUGUUGGCCACGUUGGCUGUGGGAAGUCAUCUCUUAUAUCUGCUGUCCUUGGUGAAAUGGAAAAGCUAGAAGGGGAAGUGGCAGUCAAGGGCUCUGUUGCUUAUGUGCCACAGCAAGCCUGGAUCCAGAAUGCAACCCUGAAGGACAAUAUUUUGUUUGGCCAACCUUCUAAUGAACACAAGUACCAAAAUGUUCUAGAGGCCUGUGCUUUAAAAACUGACCUUCAGGUGCUUCCAGGAGGUGAUCAAACUGAGAUAGGAGAAAAGGGCAUCAACCUCUCAGGGGGUCAGAGGCAGAGAGUUAGCCUUGCUCGUUCGGUGUUCAGCGAUGCUGAUGUCUACCUGUUAGACGAUCCUCUCUCGGCUGUGGAUUCCCACGUUGCAAAGCACAUCUUUGAUAAAGUUAUCGGACCAGAAGGAGCACUUAAAGAAAAGACCCGAAUUUUGGUGACCCAUGGCAUUAGCUUUCUACCUCAGGUGGACCAUAUAGUCGUCAUUGUAGAUGGCAGGAUCUCUGAAAUGGGAUCCUAUCAAGAGCUUUUGAAGCAAAACGGAGCUUUUGCAGAAUUCCUUCGAAAUUAUGCACCUGAUGAAGACACAGAAGAGGAUGAGCCAACAAUGCUAGAGGAAGAAGAAGUCUUGCUUGCUGAAGAUACACUCAGCAACCACACUGAUCUCACAGAUAAUGAGCCAGUGACAAAUGAAGUCCGCAAGCAGUUCCUAAGGCAAAUUAGCGUGAUAUCUUCAGAGGUGGGAGAACGUCCCAGUAAGAUGUCAACGAGAAGAAGAGUAUGUGAAAAUAAGCCAGUAGAGGCUCUGCCAACAAGAAAAAAAUCCUCAGACAAACUUAUUGAGGCGGAAACUGCUGAAACGGGAACCGUCAAGUUGACAGUAUUUUGGCAGUACAUGAAGGCCAUCAGUCCCAUAGUAUGUGUAAUUAUAUGUUUCCUGUAUUGCUGUCAAAAUGCUGCUGCGAUCGGGGCCAAUGUAUGGCUCAGCGACUGGACCAAUGAACCUGUGGUAAAUGGAACUCAGCAUAACACAAGCACGCGACUCGGUGUCUAUGCUGCCCUGGGCCUCUUGCAAGGCGUCCUAGUGCUCAUCUCUUCCUUCAGCCUGGCAAUGGGUGGCAUCAAUGCAGCCCGAAAGCUUCACACUGCACUGUUGGAGAACAAAUUUCACACCCCCCAGUCUUUCUUUGAUACCACGCCAACAGGUCGAAUCAUCAACCGCUUCUCUAAGGACAUAUAUGUGAUUGAUGAAGUGUUACCACCUACCAUCUUGAUGUUCCUACAAACUUUUUUCACCUCUUUGCAAACCAUGAUUGUCAUAGUAGCAAGCACUCCACUCUUCGCUGUGGUUAUUAUACCCCUAGCAAUUCUAUACUUCUUUGUCCAGCGGUUCUAUGUGGCCACCUCGCGUCAGCUAAAGCGCCUGGAGUCUGUCAGCAGAUCCCCCAUUUAUUCCCAUUUUUCGGAAACAGUCUCAGGGACCAGUGUCAUCCGAGCCUAUGGAAGAGAGAAAUCCUUCAUACACAUCAGCGACAUAAAAGUAGAUGAAAAUCAGAAAAGUUAUUAUCCCGGCAUUGUAUCGAACAGGUGGCUGGGUAUUCGAGUUGAAUUUGUAGGAAGUUGUGUUGUCUUCUUUGCUGCUCUCUUUGCCGUAUUGGGUAAAAACAGCCUGAAUGCUGGCCUCGUAGGACUUUCGGUAUCCUAUGCAUUACAGGUGACAAUGGCUCUGAAUUGGAUGGUACGGAUGGCUUCUGACCUUGAAAGCAACAUUGUAGCUGUCGAAAGAGUGAAAGAGUAUUCAGAAACUGAGACCGAGGCUCCCUGGAUAAUUGAAGACAAGAGGCCACCAGAAGACUGGCCGGCCAAAGGGGAGGUAGAGUUUGUUAACUACUCAGUGAGGUACAGGAAAGGCCUAGAUCUGGUACUGACGGACCUAAGCCUCAGGGUGAACGGUGGAGAAAAGAUAGGAAUUGUUGGAAGAACGGGAGCUGGGAAGUCUUCCAUGACCCUCUGUCUCUUCAGGAUCCUGGAAGCUGCAAAGGGAGACAUUAAAAUAGAUGGUGUGAGAAUUUCAGAGAUUGGUCUUCACGACCUACGAUCCAAGCUCACAAUUAUUCCCCAGGACCCAGUUCUUUUUUCUGGAACGCUGAGAAUGAAUCUGGAUCCAUUUAAUAGUUACUCAGAGGAAGAAAUAUGGACAGCUCUUGAACUGUCGCACUUGAAGAGGUUUGUCAGCAGUCAGCCGGCCAUGCUGGACUACGAAUGCUCAGAAGGGGGAGAGAACCUUAGCGUUGGUCAAAGACAGCUGGUCUGCUUGGCAAGAGCCCUCCUUCGCAAAACAAGAAUCUUAGUUCUGGAUGAAGCAACUGCAGCAAUUGACCUUGAGACAGAUGAUUUAAUUCAGAUGACAAUAAGGACUCAAUUUGAAGAUUGCACUGUACUAACAAUAGCACACAGACUGAACACAAUUAUGGAUUAUACAAGGGUCCUGGUUCUAGACAAAGGAACUAUAGCUGAAUUCGAUACACCAACAAGACUUAUAGCAUCAAGAAAUAUUUUCUACAGUAUGGCCAAAGAUGCUGGACUGGCAUAACAAAACUGUUUUUUAUACCACUUAAAGCAACCCAUGAGUUUACUGUAUUUUACAGAAUGGUCUUUGUAGCAGACUAAGCUUGUGAUAUAAAACAAUGUAUUUUAUACCCACAGUGACCAAACGUGAAUUUUAUAUUUUUUAAACUAUUUUCUAUAUAUAUAUAUAUAUAUAUAUAUAUGUAUAUGAAGAAUUUCAUUAAUGGCUUUUUUCCUCAAAGAAUGCCAAGUGUGCUGCCAGGAAAAUGUAUGUACAAGGUAACAUGUACUGUAUUCUGAUUUAUCAUUAGAAAUUAAAACUAAUGAUACAAAAUA
This is a messenger RNA of Alligator mississippiensis (American alligator), 11529 nucleotides long. RefSeq names its product calcium voltage-gated channel subunit alpha1 G (gene CACNA1G). Gene Ontology annotation, cellular component: voltage-gated sodium channel complex; neuron projection; plasma membrane. The record is from RefSeq and is a predicted model, not a curated record. Gene Ontology annotation, molecular function: voltage-gated sodium channel activity; ATP hydrolysis activity; ATP binding. NCBI's taxonomy places the organism in Eukaryota, Metazoa, Chordata, Crocodylia, Alligatoridae. The coding region runs from base 377 to 11218 and encodes 3613 amino acids. The transcript is spliced from 66 exons. Gene Ontology annotation, biological process: neuronal action potential; calcium ion import; positive regulation of calcium ion-dependent exocytosis.